AACGAAGUAAAUAGAUUGCCGACUGCACGAUCGUACCUCUUCUGUUUAAAAUCAUGAAUCGUCCGUGGAAAAUAAUCGCAUCGAUAUCGAUUUCAUUCGCGAUUAAAAACUUAUAGAUUCGUCUAUAACAAGACAUUAUCGUAUUGCUUCAUUUUCGCGUCUGUUUCAUUUUUUUUUUCCUUUUCUCCUUCCACUUUACGUUGCUCGCUUCACUUCGUUCCGUCGAUAAUUCACGAUUCGAUGCACUUGAACAGCUGGAGCAUCGCAGAUUUUUCCGCGCGAUAAUGAACGUGUUUUUGAUGACCAGACAUAAACCGCGUCGAUUACCAUAACGAUCAUCAACUAGCUUUUCCUUCUAUUCUUCUUUUUUUUUAUCCUUGUAUUCUUUUUUUUUUCUUUUUCUUUCGAAGUCCUUAUUACGCGAUUGCGUAGAAAAUCGUAAGAGGUCUGCGAGGAACUUGCAGAUGCAUGGAGAUCAUAAUCAUCGAGCAAGGAAUCACCGAGCUCAAGCGAAACAUUACUCAAGAUAUUACUUGUCGUUGAAAGUAUUAAUUUCUGCUCCUUCUAGUCUCUCCGUGAUUGGCUUUCUACAUCUUGAUAUUCUUGAUAUUCUUCAGCGAACUUCGAUAAGCAGAAAAUGAAAGCGAGGAUUUACUCGACUUUCCUUCCGCGAACCACAGAUAGAGUAACGUCGUUCGUCCUGAAAGACAUCUCCAAGUUUCCAAGGAAAUUCUCACGGUAAACGGAACCUUGUGUUUCGAAUGUCGUUGGCCAUCAGAGAAACUUGCAGACGUAACGUUGCAGCUGGCAGAAGAUCGAGGAAAGGAAGGAAUUUCAGUAACCACGAGAGUGGUUACGCUUUUCCUUUCCGUGACUUAUUUCCGCUUUAUUUGACGACGGGGAGACAAACGGAAAUGUAACAAUCGGCUUCAUAUGCGUUCCAGUUAUAUCCCAAUAUCGCACGGAGGAGGACCUUUUCAAGAAGGAAGAGAAAAAGGCGAAACUUCUGAAGGAGACAAUACCGUUCUACUUGAACAAGUUCGAGCAGACGGUUGGCGAAAAUGGAGGCUACACCGUCGGCUCCACCACGACGUGGGCGGACUUCGUGUUCGCGGUGGCCCUCGAAAAUUUCGAGAAUAUUUUCGGAGCGACGGCUUUAGAGAAUUAUCCGGGUCUCCGAGCGUUGAAGAAGAGGGUUCACGAGAUACCUGCUAUCCAAGAUGCCUACCUACAAAUUGACUUACUUCCCAGUUAAAGCAUUGGGAGAGCCAAUCCGUUUUCUUUUGAGCUAUGCUGAAAUUCCAUUUGAAGAUGACCGCUUUGAUAGAGAAGAUUGGCCAAAAAUAAAGCCCACUACUCCUUAUGGCCAAGUCCCUGUCCUUGAAGUUGAUGGAAAGAAAGUUGCUCAAUCUGCAGCUAUUUCCCGCUACUUGGCUAAACAAUGUGGCUUAGCUGGAAAAGAUGACUGGGAAGCUCUUUUAAUUGAUGCCACUGUGGAUACCAUCCAUGAUGUCCGUGCAAGACUUGCUGCCUUCCAUUACGAAGAGGACGAGGCUUUCAAAGCUGCGAAACGCAAGGUUGCCGACGAGGUAAUACCGCUCUAUCUGGAACGUUUGGACGCCCAAGUGAAGGAUAAUGGCGGCUAUCUUGUCGGUGGUGCUCUCUCCUGGGCUGAUUUAACAUUCGUUGCUAUCCUCGAUUACUUGAACUUCAUGAACAGUUCCGAUUUGAUCGAAAAAUACGAAAAUCUGAAGCAACUGAAAGAAAAGGUCCUCAAUGUGCCUGCUAUUAAGAGCUGGGUCGCGAAGCGCCCAGAAAGCGACGCAAAAUGCCUGCCUACAAAUUGACUUACUUCAACAUUACUGGUCUUGCUGAACCAAUCAGAUACAUCCUGCACCAGAGUGGAAUUAAAUUCGAGGACAGGAGGCUCACAUUCGAAGAAUGGCCCCAAUAUAAAAGUGAGAUGCCACUCGGCCAAGUUCCUGUCUUGGAAAUCGACGGCAAGCCCCAUCCUCAAUCGAAAGCCGUUUGUCGCUUACUCGCCAGGCAAAACAAUCUCGCUGGUUCCAGCAACGAGGAAUCUUACCGUAUCGACGCCGUCGUCGACACCAUCGACGACUUGAGGCAG
Molecule: messenger RNA, 2128 nt
Organism: Heterotrigona itama
Lineage: Eukaryota; Metazoa; Arthropoda; Insecta; Hymenoptera; Apidae
Source: the annotation of a GenBank genome assembly